UUCUGCUUUCUGUCAAACACAGACACCAUGUUCUGUCCCCGGGGGCUUGGAGAUUUCUUGGAGCGUAGUCUGAAUGCCACUCAGAGGAGUGCGUAAACAGGAAUCUGGGCUUUAAACUCCGCGCUGGGUUUAUCCUAAAGAACUGAACUAAUCGAUAUGAGCCGUCCGUCCUCUGCGGGCGGUGGGGGCGGAGGACUCGGUUCCGGGAAAACAGGAGGAGGAAAGCACGGCGGUUCGGGAGGAGCUGCUGCCUCAGCUGCAGCCGCCGGAGUAGGAGCUGUGGCCGGGUCUGGCUCGGCUCUACCUGUCGCUGCUGUUGCCUUGCCCUCAGCAUCGCUACCUGGGCAAUCUGCUGAACUCACAGCCUUGUUCGAGUGCCCGGUUUGUUUUGACUACGUCCUGCCACCGAUUCUGCAAUGCCAGGCCGGACAUCUAGUUUGCAACCAAUGUCGUCAAAAGCUGAGUUGUUGUCCGACUUGUCGCGGCCCUCUCACCCCGAGUAUCAGGAACUUGGCUAUGGAAAAAGUUGCUUCUACUCUACCGUUUCCUUGUAAGUACGCGUCAGCCGGAUGCCUGCUGUCCCUCCACCACAGUGAGAAGCCUGAUCACGAGGAGGUGUGUGAGUUCCGUCCCUACACCUGCCCGUGCCCCGGGGCCUCCUGCAAGUGGCAGGGCUCCCUGGAGGCUGUCAUGCCCCACCUGAUGCACGCCCACAAGUCCAUCACCACCCUGCAGGGAGAGGACAUCGUCUUCCUGGCCACAGACAUCAACCUGCCGGGGGCCGUGGACUGGGUCAUGAUGCAGUCCUGCUUCGGCCACCACUUCAUGCUGGUCCUGGAGAAGCAAGAGAAGUACGAGGGCCACCAGCAGUUCUUUGCCGUGGUGCUGCUCAUCGGAACGAGGAAGCAGGCCGAGAACUUCGCCUACCGCCUGGAGCUCAACGGGAACCGGCGGCGCCUCACCUGGGAGGCCACGCCCCGCUCCAUCCACGACGGUGUGGCGGCCGCAAUCAUGAACAGCGACUGUCUGGUCUUUGACACGUCCAUCGCUCACCUGUUUGCCGACAACGGCAACCUGGGGAUCAACGUUACCAUCUCCAUGUGCUGAGCGGCUCAGAUGUGGAAACACAGACCCACAGGCCUCUCUCGUUCUCAGACUUACACGUGCGAUGGGCAGAAACCGGUGCACAGUGACUGACUGCUGUGCUGUACCUGCCUCCUGUGUGAUGCAGUAGACUGUGUGUGAGAGGAUAGGUGGGAUAUGGAGAGGAUGUGUGUGUUUUGCUGCUUGAGGCUCGUUGGCUCCCCAUAAUGCUUGAAUGGAGACUGGGCUGUAGAGUAGUUUCAGGGUUAGGGUGUUUGCCUGUCCUCUCAUUGUGUGUGCUGGAGACAGUGUACAGUAAACUACAUGCGGUGGGCUUUUGAUGACUGAUGCCCUACCCGCCCCCAGGACCCCUCAACCGCUCCCACCCCACUCACCCCUACCUCCUCUUCUGCUCAGCCAACCAGUGCCAGGCAAGAAGGACACUGCCAGUGUAAGAAAGGGCGGUCAGUCAAUUGGCUGCCACACAGCGGUAUUAAGAGAACCUCCACUUCAACCGUGAAUGGCCCCUGCAGAUGCAGCUUCCUAAUCCUCACAGCGAAUUAAGUUUCAGUAAGUUGGUCAGUGGACCAAUUAGGCCUCAGACGCAUAUGGGCAGAGUCGGGUCUGAGAGUGACCAAUGUGCUGCCUCGGUCUGGGUUAGUGUGAGCUAAGCCGGGGUUGUUCAUGCCCUCCUAAAGGAUUGCACUGACUACUAACCAACUCCUUACUUUUCAGAACCGCAAAACUAAACCGUUUCAAUAAUUAGGCUAUGUCAAUUAUACCCCAACCCUGGUGUGUAUAAUAAAUAUUGGUGAUAGAUCCUGAUCUGAUUGUAAGCAAAAGACUGCAUGUAUGUCCGCCAUGUAGAAUAAAGACACAGAUCAGGUGUUUUGGUUGUAGGCUCUCGUCAUAAUGCAUCAUAAAGGUUGCAUAAUGCCAUCGUAAGCAUGGUAUCAAACCUGUCAUAAGCACUGUUUGGUGAAACCCUGGGGCCUAGUUAUUCACAUGGAUUCUGUAUUACAAUACAAACAACAAAAAGCAAAACAAUCUUAAGUUGAAUCUUGAAAUUUUCAAACAACAAAGGUACGUUACUUCUCCAAAGUCACAAGCUCUGUUGCAUAAAACUCUGAUAGAUUGAAGGUUAGCUUGUUUGUUAACAAUGAAGUCCCUUUCUUUGGUAAGGUCAAUUGUCAUACAAUUUCAUGUAAGAAAAACAGGUUUCAUGUCAUAUUUAAGAUGGCAUUAUGUUUGUUUUGACACAGAAAUCAUAUUUCUAGUGUGCGAGCGUACAUGUUUGCAGGAGACGGUACCACUACUGUUAUGAUUAUGUGUUUUUUUUCUCUGCAGCCACUCCUCACCAACAGAGAUGAACACUAUGGCGGAGGCACGGCUUUCUUAUUUGUUCCUCUUUAUGUCUCUUGAAACCGUUUGUUCUGCAGAACCUGGUUUAUCUUCAGUUCUUCUACGCUCUGAUUGAUAUACUGUAAUAUGGGGGUAGUUUUGACUCUUCCCCUCUGGUCAGUCAACCCACCACAGCCUUACUUUUGUACGUAACCUAACUAGCACUCCCAAGGUGGGAAGGCAUCUGUGAGGAUGACUAAGUUAGACUCACUCAGACCCACCCUCAGUGUCUUGAACGGACUCUCGGUUUUUGUGGACUUUGGCGCAAAGUCCCAUGGCAUUGUGGGUAGAAAUGGGCAUUCCAUAGUACUCCAGCCAUGUACCUCGCCUUCACCCGGCGUCAUAGUAACCAAGCAACCAAAGCAAACAAAAACCCACCUUUUCAUAAAGUACCUCUGAUGACGUUGAUCACAGACAUGUCUGUAACCCAACAGAGUCCCCUCCUGCUCUCAGACACUGCAGUAUAUCCCAAAUCACCCUAUGCUGAUCACCUUUGCCCCACUGCUCUGUCUUAUAAGUAUUUGUAAUAUGUAAAUGUUGGAUGACCAUAUAUUUUCUAAAAGCUGAUAGGAGAUUCUGUGUUCGGUUAAUCUGAGAUGUGUUUGUGUUCACGGUUACUCAAACUGUUGUACAUAGGUUUUGAGGUUAUUUUCUGAGCUGUUGUAACUACCUGCUAUCCUAUUUUAUUCUAGUGGUCAGUGUCCCUGCCUUACCCACUGAGUGGACAAACAUUUCUGCCAAUACAAUCCUUUGGGCAGGACAGCUCUGCAAUUGCUAUGGCUGAUCUGUAAUAUCGGCAAAAAAUGCAAACUGUGACGCUCACCUUUUUGUAACAUGGGCUUGAAGCCUUUAAUGCUGCAUCAGUUAUCAUGAUCAGUUAUCAUGAGCCAUAGAGAACUGCAGAAAUCGGUGUGGAUUUCAUUAAUGAAUUGUUUAUGGGGCAAUAGGAGAUCAAAUCAAUGGAAACUAAGAGUCAGUGUCCACAAAAUUAGAUUUCAUGGUGCAUUUGUUUCCACUUAGCAAAAUGAAAACAUCUUUAGGUCUACAUCACCAUUACCUGACAAAAACAUCUGUCCAUCUACCCAUGUAACUUAAACAUACAAUGGCAGUUGCACAUAUAAAUCCUUUGCAGCUACUGUCAUAUGAACACCAAGUCCUAGAAAUGCUAAUGAAUACUUAGGCCAGGGUUAACCAACUGGUGACCCACAGGUGGUUUUAUUUGGCCCCCCAAGUUUUCUGUAGUUAUGUUUUGGGGCGGCUGGUAGCCUAGUGGUUAGAGCGUUUGUCGCUCGAAUCCCCGAGCUGACAAGGUAAAAAUCAAAUCUGUCGUUCUGCCCAUGAUCAAGGCAGUUAACCCACUGUUCCCCGGUAGGCCGUCAGUGUAAAUAAGAAUUUGUUCUAAACUGACUUGCCUAGUUAAAUAAAGGUUCAAAUAAAUAAUGUUCUGGUCCCCUGUCCAUCCACGAAAACAAAAAUGGUCCCGUGGCUGAAUGUAGUUGAUGAUCCCUGACCUAGGCUGUCAUUUUGUAGGCUAUACAAAAAACAUGUAGAACUAUAACUCUUCAUCUGCUUAAGUGCUGUCCUCUUGCACAAUGUUUUGUUCCGUAUGAUGUGUCCACCCCACAGGGUGUCAGAACAUUGAACAGAAACACAUUCCCAUCCAGCUGUAAAUCACCUAGAAUCAUUCUACAACCUGGAAAAGUACACACAUUCUUUAUGUACCUCGGGAAAUACAACCCAUGUCUUGUACAUUCAUAGUACACAUGACGUCAUAGACAUCUGUUGUACAGCCAGACCCAAUACUUAUUUUCUCCCAAGUUUAGCCGAAUCCUAUCCUGGGAUGUUUCUAUAACAGCUGUAUGGGUGCAAUUUCUUUACUUCAUUUCAAUUGGGUCCCUAACAAGUAUUUUCUUUGGGGGACACACGUUUUCCUCUCCUGUCCAUCCCAGGCUGGCCUCUGUUAAUCUGGGGCCCGGGUGAAGGCAGCGGUUGACCUCUGACCAGUCUGACAAGUGAAGCUCAGACCCAGAAGUCAUUAAAAAAAACAUUGAAUACAUCACAUCACCUAGGUAACUAACAUAGUAUAGCAUUGACGAUCUAUCAAUGCAGCCAGACAACAACGGGGCGACCAAAAUCCCAGUUAUUCGAGUGUGGCUUGUCUGCCUGGCCCCCCACUGGAAGAGCUAAAAGAGGAUAAGGAAGGGUUAACUCCUAUCUACUAAGGACAAAAUGGUGGCUCGUUCUCUAAUAUCUCUAUACCCCAGUUGGGUAGUUUCAUUGGAGCCCCGGUGUGAUGAGAUUUAAUAGAACUGAUGACAUUACGGUGUUUCACAUGCCAACUAUCCACAGGCUCCUUCACACACUUAAAACCUCUUGGCGGAAUUAAAACAUUUCCUUAAUGGCAGAAUGUGCUUUACCUCUUUUUCCCUUUUUAUGUUUUGACAAUGUUAAUUUAUUCUUGAUAUAUAUACAGUAUUUCUGUAUCUAUGCUUUGUUCUGUCUUAGAUGAUUAACUGUGUUUUAAACAUCAUUUAGCGAUACAGAUGAAUUGCAGUUAAAAUCCUGUUGAGCAGGUAUGAGCUAGUGAUCAUGUAAAUACGAUCUUUGUUUGUUCUGAAUUAUUCCUUUUUUCCCCCCAAGUAUCUUGUUUGUCGUUGGUUUUUCACUGAAUUACAAAUUGUGUAAUGUUUUGGACAGUCUCUUUUCACCCAAAAUCACCUAUUUUUGGAGCCAAGAGGAAGCUCCUAUCUUGCGUUACCCAUAUUACUAUGUGUCUCUGUAUCACUUGAAAUCCAAUUUAAAAAUAAAAUGUUAUUUAUAAGGCAUCUGUCAAA
Salvelinus fontinalis (brook trout) is the source of this 5318-nucleotide messenger RNA. Its product is annotated as E3 ubiquitin-protein ligase Siah2-like. Gene Ontology annotation, biological process: proteasome-mediated ubiquitin-dependent protein catabolic process; multicellular organism development. Gene Ontology annotation, molecular function: zinc ion binding; ubiquitin protein ligase activity; ubiquitin conjugating enzyme binding. Lineage: Eukaryota; Metazoa; Chordata; Actinopteri; Salmoniformes; Salmonidae. Gene Ontology annotation, cellular component: cytoplasm. The transcript is spliced from 2 exons. The record is from RefSeq and is a predicted model, not a curated record. Bases 157 to 1107 code for a protein of 316 amino acids.